Messenger RNA from Miscanthus lutarioriparius, 498 nucleotides. Lineage: Eukaryota; Viridiplantae; Streptophyta; Magnoliopsida; Poales; Poaceae. The record is from the annotation of a GenBank genome assembly.
AUGAGCACCGGCGACACGCUCGACAAGCUGGUGGUGUUCCUGGCGAAGCGCGAUGGCAUCGACAAGCUAGUCAAGACGUUCCAGUACGUGUCCAAGCUGGCGCACUGGGGCGCCGAGUCGUCCUCCCUCCCGGAGCUCGCCCAGCGCGCCAAGAGCUGGGAGACGGCGUCCGGGCUGAGCCGCAAGGCGUUCCGGUCGGGCCGCUUACUGACCGGGUUCAACGAGCUGCGCCGGGGCCCGCCGCCGCCGGGGGAUGAGUUCGGCGCGCUCGCCGUGCUGGCCAACGCCGGCGAGAUGGUCUACUUCUUCUUCGACCACUUCGCGUGCCUGUCCCGCGUGGGCGUCCUCGAGCCCUGGCUGGCGCGCCGGGCCAGCUACGUGUCGUCCUUCGUCGCGAUGGACGUCAUUUGUCUACUUUCUUGGUGUUCUUCGUCGUCGUCGGCCGUGGCGCCGGUGCAGCACAUGCCGCGGCGCUGGUCCCCGUCCUCGUCAAGCUGA